This is a messenger RNA of Thamnophis sirtalis, 1241 nucleotides long. NCBI's taxonomy places the organism in Eukaryota, Metazoa, Chordata, Lepidosauria, Squamata, Natricidae. The record is from RefSeq and is a predicted model, not a curated record.
UUGACGCUGGAGUGAAGAUGGCGGCGGGAGGGAGCGGCGGCGGCGGCGGCGGUUCCGGCUUCCUCUGCCGGCUCCUCCUGGCCCUCCUGGCCGGGCUGCUCUCGGGGGGGCCCGCGCAGGCCCGGCUCCACCAUCUCACCCUCAAGGACGACCUGCGUCAGAAAGUGCACCUCAACACAUUUGGCUUCUUCCAGGAUGGAUUCAUGAAGGUCACAGUCAGCAACCUCUCGGUCAAAUCCCUGGGGGAGAGCGACAAAGACAUUCAGGUGGGCUUCAGCCUAGAUCGAACACAGAAUGAUGGAUUUCCCACUUACCUGAAUGAAAAAGUGGAUUAUUGCGUCUUGAAUCAAAAGCCAAACCACGAAGUCUUGGUCAUCAUUUUGCUCCUGGAUUUCUCCAAGAAGCUGGUCAAAGUGAAGUUUGAAAACAAAGCUCCACAGUUGCCUGAAAUUGUCUUCGGCGAAUCCCAAGCAACGGGUCCUCCAGGACUUUCAGAGAAAUCCGAACCAAAGCAGCCGCCUAAGGACAACACGACGGAAGUCCAGGCGCCUGCUGAGCGAACGCACCCAAUGCAAAGCGGGAACAAUAGUUUUUCAUUCCAGUUCACCAUCAAUUCAAAGGAACAAGAAGGACUUUACAGUCUUUAUUUCCACAAGUGCACCCUGGGGAAUGUGCGGACUGAAGACGCUUCCUUCAGCCUGGAUAUCGCGAUCACGGAACAGAAUCCAAACAGCUACCUCUCCGCUGGAGAAAUCCCACUUCCCAAGCUGUACAUUUCCAUGGCGUUUUUCUUCUUUCUGGCUGGGGUCGUGUGGAUCCACACCCUCCGGAAGCUCAGGGCUGAUGUUUUUAAGAUCCAUUGGCUGAUGGCUUUGCUUCCUUUCACCAAGUCCCUUUCUCUAGUCUUCCACGCGAUCGAUUACCACUAUAUCUCCACGCAGGGCUACCCCAUCGAGGGCUGGGCUGUCGUCUAUUAUAUCACACACCUGUUAAAAGGCGCCCUGCUGUUCAUCACCAUUGCUCUCAUUGGUACGGGCUGGGCUUUUAUUAAGCACAUCCUCUCCGAUAAGGACAAGAAGAUAUUCAUGAUCGUCAUCCCGUUGCAGGUCUUGGCAAACGUGGCCUUCAUCAUCAUGGAAUCCACCGAGGAAGGCACGACAGAAUACGGGCUGUGGCAAGAGAUCCUGUUCUUGGUAGAUCUCCUCUGCUGCGGGGCCAUCCUGUUCCCCGUCGUAUGGUGA